GACAUGUGGGGAAGAAUUGUCGCCUAGCUGCGAAGAACAAGCAACUCACAUGUCAACGGUGUGGUGGAUUACAUCAUGUACCAGCAGUGUGUAGAGGAAGGAUCUUAUCGAGUCCUUCUCAAGAAUCUCAGAAGGAGGCCACUCCUACGACUUAUGAGAGUAAGCCAGGAGGUGAGGGUACUUCUACGACCAAUGCGUACUCUCUCCUUCCUGCGACUGAUGUUACCUGGCUUGCUCACUCUUCGGCCUCAACUGCGGCUCGUGUAUCACCCUUGACAGCUGGUAUGAUGGUGCACUCUCGUACUUCUAAUUCUAAACCUCAGCAACAUCGAGUUCUCUUGGAUACGGGGGCAGCAAGGUCCUUCGUAGCUGAAGCUUGGAUGAGAGAUCAUCCUGACUACAUACAUGAUACAAGAGGAGAGAAGGUGGAGGUUAUGAUGGCUGAUUGUCGCAAGUUUACCCCUAAUACUGCUGUGUUAUUGCAUUUUUCUGCUCCUGGCAA
Molecule: messenger RNA, 502 nt
Organism: Perkinsus marinus ATCC 50983
Lineage: Eukaryota; Perkinsozoa; Perkinsida; Perkinsidae
Exons: 1
Biological process (GO): proteolysis
Molecular function (GO): aspartic-type endopeptidase activity
Source: RefSeq, a predicted model, not a curated record